GCGUCGUCCGCCCACCGAAUGCUGAUAAGAGGCCGCGGUUAGAUCCCACGCCGCUGGAUCCCCGCUCUCGGUGUCUCACAUGUGCCACGCGCGAGGAAAAUGAGCAUCCUGCGAAAGAGAUUGACCGAGUUCGACGACGUUCUCGACGCGGACGAGAUAGAGACGGCCAGCCUCAGUAAAAUAUGUUUCCACGGCAUACCUGACGAGCCUGGCGGCCUGAGGCCCCUGUGUUGGAAGCUGCUGUUGAACUACCUGCCACCGACAAAGUCCAGUUGGUUAGAGACUCUGAAGCGCAAAAGGGAGUUGUACAAUACCUUCAUCGAGGAUCUCAUUGUUAAUCCUGGAGAAUCAAAUACCGACGACAAGGAAAGAGUCGACGUAACGUUGCACGAUCAUCCACUCAAUUUAAAUCCAGACAGCAAGUGGCAAACGUACUUUAAAGAUAACGAGGUUCUACUUCAGAUCGAUAAAGAUGUUAGGCGGCUAUGUCCAGACAUAUCAUUUUUCCAACAAGGCACCGAUUAUCCAUGUCAGAAAAUAGUGAACGCUAAUGGUCAGCGUUUGCAUCACAGAGUUCAGCACACGGUUCUGAAAAGCGCGAACGUUGAAAGGAAAGGCUUAGGGGUGACCAAGCAGCAGAUAGCGGUUUCCGUCAGAAAGGCUACGGAAGAUUACGCGCCAUUGGCCGAAGGUGGUGAAGCACACUGGGAAGUUUUGGAAAGAAUACUCUUUAUAUACGCAAAAUUGAAUCCCGGCCAAGGUUACGUGCAGGGAAUGAACGAGAUAGUCGGACCUAUAUAUCAUGCAUUCGCUUGCGACCCGGAUCCUACAUGGAGAAAACACGCCGAGGCAGACACUUUUUUCUGUUUCACUAAUCUGAUGGCCGAAAUACGUGAUUUCUUUAUAAAGACGUUGGAUGAGGCUGAAUUUGGAAUUAAUUCGAUGAUGAGUAAGCUGACCAAUCAAGUACGAGCUAAUGAUCCCGAGGUUUGGCUGCGUCUACAUCAGCAAGAGCUAUGUCCGCAAUAUUACAGCUUUAGAUGGUUGACGCUUCUCCUUUCGCAAGAGUUUCCCUUGCCGGAUGUUAUGAGGAUAUGGGAUUCCUUGUUUGCCGAUGAGAACAGAUUCAAUUUCCUCAUACACAUCUGCUGUGCCAUGAUCCUAUUACUGAGGGACCAGUUACUGGCCGGCGAUUUUGCUACAAACGUUAAACUCUUGCAGAAUUUUCCCUCGAUGGACAUCCAGAUUGUGCUCUCUAAAGCCGCUGCCCUGGCAGGCAAGACUUUAUAAUUUUUUAAAUUAUUAAUUAAGAUUUCUCGACAUGUCGAGUAUCAUUUUCUUCUUCCUCCCGAGUUACGACCACAUGCGUGAUAUAUCGUGAAGCGUAAUUUUAUAUACCAUUCGUCAUUCCCGAGGAAAGAAAUGCAAUAAAAUAUCAAUUAUAAUAUAAUAUCAUGUAGAUGUUCAAGCUGAUAGCCGAUCUUAUAUCAAAUAUUUAACAGUUGUAUAUAUUGAUACACGCUCUCGAUUACUGAGAUCUACAUACAGCAUUUUGCCACGUGUUAAAUUUUUUGAUAUAUUUAAAGUGUAUUUGUGUACAUACAUACAAUGUUGAAAUGUAACGUUUGGCUGAGGAGUAUAUCAAAGUAUAAAUUUAUACAAGAGGUACGAUAAUCAUUUCGUAAACGGCAGGUAAUGAUAAGAUGAGGGUUAAGUCGAAGAGGGAAAUCUGAUUUAAGCUUUCCCCCCGAUUGUCCGAUACAAUAUGAAUUUUGCAAUAAUCGCAUCACAAUAGAUUAGUACCAUCUAUAUGCGCCAUAAUAAUUACACGAUACGUUAAGAGGAGAAAUUACAUUUUGUAAUCUUAUUUUUGUAAUAAAACGCGCCGUUCGAACUAUGUUUAUAAAAUAAAGGGAAACGUUAUCAGUUCCAUCCUA
Molecule: messenger RNA, 1937 nt
Organism: Temnothorax curvispinosus
Lineage: Eukaryota; Metazoa; Arthropoda; Insecta; Hymenoptera; Formicidae
Product: TBC1 domain family member 13
Exons: 11
Coding region: 100-1290 (396 amino acids)
Biological process (GO): activation of GTPase activity; intracellular protein transport
Molecular function (GO): GTPase activator activity
Source: RefSeq, a predicted model, not a curated record